Molecule: messenger RNA, 6217 nt
Organism: Oryzias latipes (Japanese medaka)
Lineage: Eukaryota; Metazoa; Chordata; Actinopteri; Beloniformes; Adrianichthyidae
Gene: sema3b
Product: sema domain, immunoglobulin domain (Ig), short basic domain, secreted, (semaphorin) 3B
Biological process (GO): neural crest cell migration; negative chemotaxis; positive regulation of cell migration
Cellular component (GO): plasma membrane
Molecular function (GO): chemorepellent activity; semaphorin receptor binding
Source: RefSeq, a predicted model, not a curated record
UUCUUUCAGGCUGCUCUGUCUGAACACUUCUGCUCAGCUUCUGUGAAAACUUGGUGCGCGUGUGUGUGUGCGCUAACCCUUUGCGUGUGUCCGUUAAGCAGAGUUUCAUGUGUGUGCACAGAGCUGUGUGUUUUUCUAAGUGGAGCUGAAGUGCAGCCGUUCAUCAGUGGAGCUGACUGCAGACAAGGGAAUACUCCAAUCUCACUGCGCUGUUUUUUAACUUACACACCAGCUGCUUAUUGGACUUUUUAAAGAUUUACUGUUGGUUUUUCUUUUCUUUUGAAAAAAACAGGACUUUACUGCUGCUCUCGUUUUGGAAUCCGCCAACUGGAAUUACCCUUUAUCCUGUUUCUGGAAUUGUUCAACAUCUAUUUUUUGGUUUUUAAAAAUUAUAAUUAAAAUACAAAUCUCUACUUUUCAGAUUCUUAGAACAAGUAUUUUGACUCUGAUUCGAUCAUGGGACAUUAAUGAGUGUGUCCAGUAAUGCAUUUUCCUAAAAGUGUAGGCUCAUCUGCAUGUUUGUUUUUAAUAAUUGUUAUUGGAAACUGUGAGAUAUUACUAAAGUAAUAGGAUAACAGGACCAGAGUAGAUCUGCCCCAAUGGAAACUUUAGGAGCCAGCAGUGUGUUGGGCUCAGGUGGAUGCUAAACAUAAUCAGUGAUACUUCAAACUCUUGAAUUUUGUUUUUGGGUUCCCUUGGAAACAGACAAGGAGGUGCCCUUGGGUGGUGUUGUCCCGUCUUGGAUGUGAGAGGGUAACUACGUCAUCUUUCCAAGGAACAGCAGCGGAUAGAAAACUUUUCCAAGGAAAAAGAGAAUAGGAGGAUCUGAAAAGGAGAGCAGAAGGAGACAUUAAUUUGAUGUGCCAGCACUUUUCAGUACCACUUGGAAGACAAAUAGCCUGUUUGCAUCACAGAAAAGACCAAGAUUUUGUCUAACUCCAAACCCUGACCAAAACAGAGCUGAAGAAAUACAUUAACAGCCACCAACUUGUCUUAAUCGCAACUUUGAAAAUUUGGAAUUUAUUCUUAAACGUGCCAAUAUGAUGACCAUGAUGAUGAUGAUGGCCAUGAUGGUCACCUGCAGCUCUCUGUUGCUGCUGGGGCUGGCUGCCGCCCACGCCUCCGCCAGCACAGUGACCCGCACCUCAUCCUCCUCUUCGUCCUCCACCUCAUCCUCCUCUUCACCACGAAUGAAGCUUUCUUACAAAGAACUGCAGCAGUUUCAUGGAGUGCGACGCUUUGAGCUGGAGCGUUCCUGUUGCUACAGCGCUCUGCUGCUGGAUGAAGAGAGGGGUCGACUCUUCGUGGGGGCAAAGAACUUCCUGCUGUCCCUUUCUCUGGACAACAUUGCUAAACAAGAACACAAGAUCUACUGGCCUGCUCCAGUGGACUGGAGAGAAGAGUGUAACUGGGCUGGCAAGGAUAUCACUUCCGACUGUGUGAACUAUGUGAAGAUUGUGCACCAUUACAACCGAACCCAUCUGUACGCCUGUGGAACAGGGGCUUUCCAUCCAACCUGUGCCUAUGUGGAGGUGGGAAAUAAGAUGGAGGACCACGUGUUCAGGAUCGAUCCAUCUAAGGUGGAGGAUGGGAAAGGAAAGAGCCCCUAUGAUCCUCGACACAACGCUGCAUCUGUACUUAUUGGUGAUGAGCUCUAUGCAGGUGUGGCCACAGACCUGAUGGGGCGAGACUUCACCAUCUUCAGGAGUCUGGGGAAACGUCCCUCCAUUCGCACUGAACAGCACGACUCACGCUGGCUUAAUGAACCAAAGUUUGUUGGGUCGUUUUGGGUCCCUGAGAGUGAAAAUCCUGACGAUGACAAGGUCUUUUUCUUCUUCCGUGAGACUGCAGUUGAAGCUCAGGGUUUAGGAAAGUCCACCUACUCAAGAAUUGGACAGCUCUGCAGGAAUGAUCUGGGCGGGCAGCGAAGUCUGGUGAACAAGUGGACAACAUUCCUCAAGACUCGUCUCAUUUGCUCAGUUCCUGGAGCUGAUGGCAGUGACACAUACUUCGACGAGCUACGCGACGUGUUCCUGCUGCAGACCAGAGACAGGAAGCACCCUCUGGUCUACGCGGUCUUCUCCACUUCCAGCAGUGUAUUCAAAGGCUCAGCCGUGUGUCUUUACUCAAUGAAUGACAUCCGAAGGGCCUUCCUGGGGCCCUUUGCUCACAAAGAGGGACCUAACUACCAGUGGGUCCCUUUCCAGGGAAAGGUCCCAUAUCCCCGCCCAGGAAUGUGUCCAAGCAAGACGUUUGGCAGCUUUGAGUCCACAAAGGGUUUCCCAGAUGAUGUGAUCCAGUUUGCACGACACCACCCUCUGAUGUACAACCCAGUGUAUCCCAUGAGCCGACGGCCUGUUUUUGUCAGAACUAAUGUGGACUACAGCUUCACGCAGAUCGCUGUGGACAGAGUCAAUGCUGCUGACGGACAGUAUGAUGUCAUGUUUAUUGGGACAGACAAAGGGACAGUGCUGAAGGUGAUCAAUGUUCCCAAGGAAAGUUGGAACAACAUGGAAGAGCUUCUUCUGGAGGAGUUGGAAGUCUUCAAAGAUCCCUCAUCCAUCAUCAACAUGCAGAUCUCCUCUAAACGGCAACAGCUAUAUGUGGGCUCAGACACUGGCCUUGCCCAGGUUCCUCUGCACCGCUGCAGUGUGUACGGAAAGGCCUGUGCUGAAUGCUGCCUGGCCCGAGACCCCUACUGCGCCUGGGAUGGAACGUCCUGCACUCGCUACCUGCCAAACACAAAGAGGCGCUUCCGUCGGCAGGAUGUGAGGAAUGGAGACCCAAACACCCUUUGCUCUGGAGACCACCAUAAGCAUCGCGUUGCAGAGAGGAAGCUUUACGGAGUUGAGGGAAGCAGCACAUUCUUGGAGUGUAUCCCCAAAUCCCUUCAAGCCAAAGUAACGUGGACAUUCCAGAAACACCCUCAGAAUCCACGAGCAGAGGUACGUGUAGAUGAACGUAUCCUGCAAACAGACAGGGGUCUUUUGAUUCGUCGGGUCCUGAAGAGAGAUAUUGGUGUCUAUGAGUGUCACGCAAUGGAGCACGGCUUCACCCAAACUUUGCUAAGCAUCACCUUGGAAGUUAUACCUUCAACAUCCUCUCACAUCCCCAACUUGCCCUCCGACGCGCCUGUCCGAUUAGAUCCUCGCAGUGGAGGCGGCUCUUCAAUGACCAAUCAAAAGCUUUGGUACCGGGACUUCAUGCAGCUGGUGGACCACCCUAACCUUAACACUGUUGACCAGAUUUGUGAACAAGUUUGGGCCCGCAAGAAUGCCGGUGAAGCCCAGGGGGUCAAGAGUUUCCCUGCUCCAGGAAAGGACACCCUGCCUGUAGGUGGUGCUGCUCGCCCACCCAACAAGAAGUGGAAGCAUCUGCAGGAAAUCCGAAAGGGGAGAAACCGCAGGACCCACGACGGAAAACCAAACCCUCGGGCACCUCGCAGUGCAGGGGAGUGACCCACAGAGAGAGAAAAGGAAGGAGGAAAGUGGGACUGAUGGAAAAAAAGAAAAAGAGACUGUGAACUGAUGGAGGAGUUUACACAUGCAGAUACACACAGAUGUACACAGCACCCUUCUUUUGUGUAUAUUUAUCUAUGGAUGGUCCCACUAAAUGGUACACCUUUCCUAACCCCUCAUCCCUGAGACCAGCUCCUGCAUGUGCUGCCUUAUAGCUCAAGUUGAUUCUGCACGAUCCCUUUACUUAGUUUUUGUAGUAUGGUAAAGUACUGGCAGACACCUGGGAGAAAAUCCACCUUUAAAUUUGGGAAACCUUUCCUCCUCUUAUUUAUUCUCUUUUCUGAUGCUUGAAGAUGUGUUCACACAGCAUAUCCCAGACUUGACCUCCUGUGCUCACUGUGCACAAGCCUACUCUCUGGACAACACCACUGUAACUCCACCCCAGAACUGGGGAUGAACUUCAUUACAGGUUGCAAUUUAGGAGAAGAUUUCACACCAGCGUUGCAUGCUCAGAUGGAGAAAACACAGAGCAAUGUGGAAAAACCCAUGAAAGGCUAAAAAGUGGAGAGAAACAAUGACUAUUUAAGUUGAAUUGCACAAGCAUGUAGACAAAAAAAACAAAAACAGAUUGACGUCUUUUUUUCCGGAACCUUUUUAAAUGAAUUGAUCGUCUUCCUGUGGUCUUCUUGGUGCACAUGUUUCCAGCCCACAAGUCACGUGUGCUACAUAAUGCAAUCGAACAGAGACACCAGCACCUGUAGAACACAUCAGCAUCUUAGAAAACUAGUCUUUUCCUUUUUUUGUCCUUUUCAUUUGACAGUUUCACAUUGAAGCUGUUCCAUCUAACAACAGUAAAUCGCAGGUUGUCAAAGAGCAGAUGGACUGGAGUGGAUAGAUUCUGGUCAAACAACUCAUUAGUGAACAGGUGAAAAACUCCCAUUCCAUAAAGUGAUAUAAGACAUCAACCGCACACAGUCUCAGAUAACAUAAAAUCUUUAAUUGAUGCAAAACUAACCCCUUAAUUUAAAUAAAGAAACUCUCUAAAGCUGAUUUUUUUUCCCCCCUCAAAACUUUAUGCAUCCACAAUUCUUCAACAAACAAAGGGGCGUGAAAUGAAUUUGAUAGCAGGAUGAGGGGGAACAGAAAGGAUUUUAGCGGACUCCAUUUGACAACCCAUGUUUCUGGGCGACAGUACAGUAUAUAUAUUAGCAUGAUAUUUAUGAGUGAGACUGAUUUUUAUAUAAAUAUAUUUUUAGUGGUACUUCUUUUCUUUUACACUGUUCUUACAUAAGUUGUUUCUGGUAAAAAAAAAAAAAAAAAAGAAAGAAAAAAAAGAUAUGCAAGUAAAAUGAAGUGUGUGCAGUCCCGAUCCUUAGUUUGGUACGGUGAAAUGCACAGAACACGGCUUUUCUCUGCUGCUUGAAAACAUUUCCACUGUUUGCUAAAACAUGAAAAAAAACAGAAAUAAAAAAAAUAGACACUGUUGAGGAUUUCAUCUCUACAUAAUGAAACGUUUAGAGUCUUCCUUCUCCAUGUCUUUUCUCUGUGUGUAUUUUCUGUACAGUAACUUUAUUUGCUGAUUUUGCUAACAUGUUGUGUGUAGGCUGCCCUCUAGUGUCUGUUGUUUGGAUGAAAAGGCCACCUGUGGUACAAAAAACCCUAAAUGUUUGGUCUGUAUCUCUCCAUGAAAGAACGCCGGUAGCUUAAAUUAUGCAUUUAUGCUUUGCAGCCAUGACAUUUAAAUAUGGUUUAUAUGUAGAAAAUAUGGUCCGAUUGUGCUGCUGUUCUAUCAUUUUAAUAAAACUGGAAAAAGUUGUAUUUAGCAGAAGUUCAAUAAUUCAUCCACGACCUGUGUAGACAGAAAGCAGCACCGACUGCAUCCAUGUGUGGACUCAUUCUUGUAGUUUGUUGUAUUUUAUGUCUGGGAUGUUUAACUCUUUAAACGGAGGUGACUAUUAAAAGGAAUUCUGACACCACACCCAGACGGUCAGGAUUUACCCGUGGAGUUGGAGACAAACUAUGAUCAUUACAUGUGUCUGCAUUUACAUCACAAAAAACAUUCCACUCGUAGACUGUGGUUACAAACUGCUUAGUUUUUUAACUACAGCUUGUUCUGGUGGCAUCAAACUUGCCUGGUUGUCCUCUUGUUUUUUUUAAGCCAACUGUUUCUUAGCGCUUGAAAUUGCAUGUCUAAUGUUAGUGGCUAAUGCGUUUGACAAUGACAAGAAAGAAAGAGGGAAACACAGCACACUGCUGAUAAAUAUUACUGUUAAUAUUAUUAUUCUGUAGUAUUUAUGUGCAAAAAUAAGCUGCCUUGUCGUGAUUUUGUUUUUAUUUUCUUACAAAUGUAGAUUUUCAUCUGUUUUUUCAUUGUCUGAUGACUCAUCUUCAACAGUUUUUGUGCUGACAGGGAGGCAUUUCCAGAAGAAAGUGUCCAGCAAAAAGUCUGAUGUUCAAACAUCGGAGACACAUUUCCCAUCCCACAUGAUUGAUUUAAAUCCUAGGCUUGUGUGUGUGUGCUCUUGCAUUGGAGUAAUGUAUGUGCGUGCUUUGAGUGUGUUUGAGUGUAAACAGUUGGAAAAGGAGCAGACUGUUGUAAAUACUGGCAGGUGAACAGAGGGUUUAGAGACGUCUGUAGUUGAACAUUCAUAUAGGGAAGGCCAAAGUUACCUUGGUGCACUGUAAUACUCCCAGGUCUUUGUGAAAUGUCAUGUCAAAUUGUUUUUGAUUAACACAAUAAAAAUAUGCAGUUACUUCAA